Messenger RNA from Chrysemys picta bellii (western painted turtle), 2787 nucleotides. It is a transcript of the gene FSCN1, whose product is annotated as fascin actin-bundling protein 1. Gene Ontology annotation, cellular component: microvillus; lamellipodium; filopodium. NCBI's taxonomy places the organism in Eukaryota, Metazoa, Chordata, Testudines, Emydidae. Gene Ontology annotation, biological process: actin filament bundle assembly; establishment or maintenance of cell polarity; cell migration. The record is from RefSeq and is a predicted model, not a curated record. Gene Ontology annotation, molecular function: actin filament binding; protein-macromolecule adaptor activity.
GCGCUCGCUGUGAAUCGGGCUUUGUGCGCUGCAGAGGGGGGCCGGGGGGGACGCGCGGUCCAGCCGAACAAAGGCCGGGGGGAGGCGUGGAGAAAACCCAGGCGAGCCGCCGCAGCCGCCCCCUGUUGUCGCUCGCGCUCUCUCGCUGCAGCCCAGCCGGCUCCUGCAGCCCCAGCGGCUCCGCUUCCCCCCCACCCCCGUCGCUGCGCCAGCAUGACCGCCAACGGGACCUCGGCGCCGCUCCAGAUCCAGUUCGGGCUUAUCAACUGCGGCAACAAGUACCUGACGGCCGAGGCCUUCGGCUUCAAGGUGAACGCCUCGGCGCCCAGCAUGAAGAAGAAGCAGAUCUGGACGCUGGAGCAGGACGGCGACGACUCCAACGUGGUCUUCCUGAAGAGCCACCUGGGCCGCUACCUGGCGGCCGACAAGGACGGCAACGUGAGCUGCGAUCGGGAGCAGCCGGCCGCCGACUGCCGCUUCGUCAUCCUGGCCCACGACGACGGGCGCUGGUCGCUGCAGUCCGAGCCCCACAAGCGCUACUUCGGCGGCACCGAGGACCGCAUCUCCUGCUUCGCCCAGACCGUGUCGGCGGCCGAGAAGUGGAGCGUGCACAUCGCCAUGCACCCGCAGGUGAACAUCUACAGCCUGACCAGGAAGCGCUACGCCCACCUGAGCGCCAAGCAGGAGGAGAUGGCGGUGGACCGCGACGUGCCCUGGGGGGUGGACUCCCUCAUCACCCUGGUCUUCCAGGACCAGCGCUACAGCGUCCAGACCUGCGACCACCGCUUCCUCCGCCACGACGGCCGGCUGGUGGAGAAGCCCGAGAAAGGCACCGGCUACACGCUGGAAUUCAGGUCCGGCAAGGUGGCCUUCCGGGACGGCGAGGGACGCUACCUGGCCCCCUCCGGGCCCAGCGGCACCCUCAAGGCCGGCAAGAGCACCAAGGUGGGCAAGGACGAGCUCUUCGUGCUGGAGCAGAGCUGCCCCCAGGUGGUCCUGAGAGCCGGCAACGAGAGGAACGUGUCCACCAGGCAAGGGAUGGACCUUUCAGCCAAUCAGGAUGAGGAGAGUGACCAAGAAACCUUUCAACUGGAGAUUAACAAGGACACCAAGAAGUGUGCCUUCAGGACCUAUACUGGGAAAUACUGGACCCUCACCUCCAACGGUGGGAUACAGUCCACUGCCUCAACAAAGAAUGCCAGCUGCUACUUCGACAUCGAAUGGUGCGACAAGCGCAUCACCCUGAAGGCUGCAAAUGGCAAGUAUGUCACGGCGAAGAAGAACGGACAGCUCGCAGCCACUGUUGAGGCAGCAGGUGAGACAGAACACUUUGUGAUGAAGCUGAUUAACAGGCCAAUCAUUGUCCUUCGUGGGGAACACGGCUUCAUCGGCUGCCGCAAGGUGACUGGGACCCUGGACUGCAAUCGUUCCUCCUACGAUGUCUUUCAACUGGAGUUCAAUGAUGGUGCAUACAAUAUCAAAGAUUCCACUGGGAAAUACUGGAUGGUGGGAAGUGAGUCCUCGGUCACCAGCAGCAGCAAUACGCCAGUGGACUUCUUCUUCGAGUUCUGCGACUAUAACAAAGUGGCUAUCAAAACCAACGGCAAAUACCUGAAGGGUGACCAUGCUGGUGUCCUCAAGGCUUCCACCGAUGCAAUCGACCCCUCCACCCUCUGGGAAUAUUAAAUGCACUUUAGCUCCCUUCUUGCCAAUUUUUUGUUUUGUUUUUUGUUUGGUUUCUCUUUCUCUGUAAAAGGAUUUUCAGACUGGCUUGCUGCUCCCUCCUGCCAUAGAAUCAAUGCAAUUUGUUGGAGGUUGGUCUUCCUUAUCUCUUAAAACUGGAUAAUGACCUAGGGAAAAUGCAACCUGUCUAUAGAGCUAGUGGUGACUUUCCUUGAGUUUGUGUUGGGCUUGGAAAUUGUAGUUGCCAUCCUCCACCCUGGCUCUGAGCAUCACCUUUGUUGUCCUCUUCCUCUAAAACUAAAGGGAAUAAGAUCCCCUCUGCUCUCUUGUGCCAUAUUGGAGUGCUGGCACCGUAUCUCAAUCUCCACUGCCAAUGCCUGUGCUGCUGUCAAGCAAGGGCUAACUUGAACAAAGCUGGAGAAUCUUGAGUGCCAGCAUCCCACACUCCUGGUAUUUGCUCAGACCAAGGGAGGUGAGAUGGGUUAUGUUAAAUCCCUGUCUGAUUAGAUGUGCUCUCCACCGUUCCCAGCAUUGGGAAGAAACUUUGUCCUUUUCUCCCCACUUGGCUUAUGAUGGAUAAAUACCUUCUGCCCGAGUGGGGGCAGAAGAGGUGUUCUAGCAUAUCAUACCCAGCCCAUCAAGGGGCUGGUUUCAGCCAGCAAAACAGACCUCGGCUGCAGGACUAGCAAGCUUAACUCUCAGAACUGGAAAGACAUGCAGGGGGUUCACCUAGAAACUCUCCUAAGGCCAAUCAGUUUAGAAGGCUUCAGACUCCCAGCCCUAUCAAUGGGAUUCUCCUUGUGCCCCAGGUGUGCGUCUUAAGUAUCAAAGGAGCUUCUUGGAGCCUCUCAAGCAGGUUCUAGCACAUCUCACUGAGACAAGUAGCUGAGAGGCUAAUGAAGCUGCCUUAGAGCUAACCCUAGACUUUUGGAAGGGGACAGGCUUUUUUGAAUUGAUAUCAACGGAUGCUGUGAGUGGACACGUUGAGCGAGAUUAGUAGCAACCCUCUGGCUCGCCUCUCUGUGUACAACUGGGGAAGACUUCCUCUCCAAAAAACUUCUCCCUGCCAGCCAGGCUGGGAAUUGGAUUUCCCAGUGGCUGUUU